Chaetomium strumarium is the source of this 1434-nucleotide messenger RNA. RefSeq lists its product as uncharacterized. The record is from RefSeq and is a predicted model, not a curated record. The transcript has 3 exons. NCBI's taxonomy places the organism in Eukaryota, Fungi, Ascomycota, Sordariomycetes, Sordariales, Chaetomiaceae. The coding region runs from base 324 to 1205 and encodes 293 amino acids.
UACAGAUCUAUCUGAAGCACUGCAUCUUACCAUCGUGCUGUGUUGGGUCGCCUCUCAACAAGCGCCUCACAGCCACAGAAAGAAAGCUCUAGAGACCGACUGGGCGUGUGGCGACGUCACCACACCCCUUUUUACACUUUCUCCCUCCUCUGCCAGACUUCAGGUCUUCAUACAUCUUUGUUCUUACCGCCCUAUGAUUGCCUCUGGUUCGCACUUCAGGAAGCAUCUAAAACAUCAAGACCCUUUGCUGCUCAACUCCCAAAUUCAAGUUUUGAGAGACAAUCAAACAGCUUCCGCACCACAAAAACAAACAAGCAGCAGACAUGGCCGCUCCUGGCAACACCCAGCAGCCAACGCCCGCGUGGCUGGCUCACAUCGACGCGAUGGCAUCUGAGAUCGUCCCCAUGACGGUGCCCCUUGAGCUGGACACGCUCGCCAUCAUCAAGAAGAUGCUGCUCGCCCCGGCAGACGACAAUGACGGCGCCGUCGACAGAGCGGUGCAGGAGCUCCGCACCUACUACCGCACCACCGUUUCGUCCCCCGACGCGAGCGGCGGCGUCCAGGACUAUCCCGCCAAGCUUGUCAUGUUCGUUGUCGGCGCCGUCGUGGACCACGUCUUCGAGCUGGCCAAGGUCGUGGACCGGCGUGACCCUGCUCACAAGCGGCUUGCCGAUCUCCUGGUCGGCCUGAAGCGGAGCGGUGCCGCAGUGAAGUUCGACGCCGAGAACCCCCAGCUAGGGUGGGAAUCCGAGAACCUAGACUGGCACGCAGCCGAGAUCUGGCGAAGUUUCACCCCGGACCACACCUCCCCAGCAGAAGAGUGCACCUCGGCCCUCAACACACACGCUCUCCUCGCCCGCCUCGUAGCAGGCGACUUAUUCCCCGUCGACGGCGGCUGGCGCACCGCCAAGUGCAUCUCGGAAGGGCUGCAGCACCCGCCCAGCCAGGAAUUUGCCAUCGACACCCCGCUCGUGCGCGCCUGCCGGGCGGCCAUUGCCGCGCAGUACGUGCUCCUUGCCGGGGACGUGCUCGUGCGCCAGCUCGGCGCCGAGGGCGACGCUGCGCUGCGGCGGGCGGAGUGGCCUUCCUGGGCGGAGAGGUUGAAGACGCUGGCUGCUGCAGCGGCCGAAGACGGUAUUCCGGAAUGGGAUCUGAAAGGGAGCGCGGCCGAGGCGGCGAAGAAAGUGGAAGGGUGGUUGAACUAAAUCAGGUAGUUAGUAGGUAGCAAAGUGCCUCCGACGAUGAAGUAGUCCUGUAUGAUUAGCUCUUGCUAUCGGGAUGAUCAAAUUUGGUGCUUCGUGUCGUUCCAAAAGGUCUAGCGGUCAUUGGUUAGCUGAGUCAUUGUUUCGUUAAUCUCGGCUUUGUGACACGUCAAAAGCUGUCGCUGUGUAACGGCUUCAUUCGAGUCUCGGGCUCGGCAACGGCUGUCUAAAU